AUGGAGAAGAUUAUGAGGAGUGUGCCCCAGACUGUCGCUAAUCUAGAAGCUGAAAGUGCAGCAGCUCAGAUGGCAGUGCUAGAGGUUGCUACCCAGGAGUCGUCCUCUUCAGAGUGGAUUAUUAUAAUGCCCCCCGAAGUUGUGUUAAGGCAGCUAGGAGAAGGAGUCCUUUUCACUCUGAAGAAAAAGUUCAAGGAGAAAAUGGCACAUGUACCAAGUAUGGUUGAUCACACAUGUCCUGGAUGUGGAAAGCUUUUGAAAACACCACAAGGUGUCAUGGCUCACCUAUUAAUAAAGAGAAGAGAACUUGAGGCAGACAACCUAGGCCCUGAACAAGUAGUAUUUGAUGAAGUCAACUUGGAUGAAUAUGUUUACGACCAAGAAAACUAUGACUCAGAUGGGUCAGAAGAUAUAUUUCUCAACAGCUUACAAGAACCAUUCAACAAUUUCCUGAAUGAUCCUGCAAUGCAAGGCAACACCCAGGAUAACUUGAACCCUGACCCAGAGAUGCAGGCUGGCAGUCCCAACUCCCUGCACUUGAAUCCGGAUGAUGAUGAUGAUGAUGAUGAUGAAAGAGUAGUGGAACAAAAUGAGAAUGCUGGCAAGGUUAUAAGGGUGGAUUUGAAUGCUCAUAAUGAAUGGAGGGAGAUUUUUCACCAGUUUCAUCAAAAUGACAAUGAGAUGGACGUUGAUCUUUCAGAUAAUAGAUGGGCUCCAUUUUCCACAAAAUUAGACUGGAAAUUUCUGCACUAUGUUGACACUAUUUGCUGGUUUGGGGCUACAAAUAACUAUAACACAGAAAUGUUUGAACAUUUUCACAUAGACAUGGCCAAGAAUGCAUGGAGAGCAUCAAAUCAUAGAAAUGAGCGUGCACAAAUGACCACCUAG
Serpula lacrymans var. lacrymans S7.9 is the source of this 888-nucleotide messenger RNA. RefSeq lists its product as uncharacterized. The transcript is spliced from 4 exons. Lineage: Eukaryota; Fungi; Basidiomycota; Agaricomycetes; Boletales; Serpulaceae. Bases 1 to 888 code for a protein of 295 amino acids. The record is from RefSeq and is a predicted model, not a curated record.